Cajanus cajan (pigeon pea) is the source of this 1100-nucleotide messenger RNA. Its product is annotated as RING/U-box superfamily protein. The record is from RefSeq and is a predicted model, not a curated record. NCBI's taxonomy places the organism in Eukaryota, Viridiplantae, Streptophyta, Magnoliopsida, Fabales, Fabaceae.
UAUGGGCAUUUCUUUUCUUGGUGUUGUUUUCCUUUGACUUAUCGUAUAUACCAUCCAUCAUCUUUCUUUUGAUCUCUGCAUGACCUUACCUUACCUUUCAAUCCAUUUUCCUUUAUCUAAAAAUCUGGGGUCUCUCUUAUCCUUUCUAAUCCCAUCAUAAUCACCAAUAAACAACAAGAACAGCACCAGCCAUGGCCUUGCAGAUUGCACCUCUUUGACAAACCCAGAUUCCAUAUGGAAACUGGAAUAAUCCAGGGACCUUUGGGAUUUCGUUCCCUGUCUAAAUUCAUAUUAUGCACCAUUUCUGGGGCCCUCACCGUGUGUUUUGCCAUUGCUGGGGCCCUCACAGGAGCUAUAGCUGGUGCUUUAGCAGCUAAGGCUACUAAGAGUGGUCUUCUCCGGGGAGUUUCAUUGGGUGCCAUUGCUGGCUCCAUACUCUCGGUGGAGGUUUUGGAAGCUUCACGUGCCUACUGGUGCAUGGAGCAAACUGGCUCACGGGGGGCAUCAUCUAUGGCAGAUUUUAUAGAGGAACUUGUUCGUGGGAGGCUUGUUGAGGAGUCCCUUACACCUGCUAUUUUAACUGCUUACAAUUUGCAGUUUGAGCAGGCUGGCAUCGCUAAUACAGGCUAUGAUGAGAUUCAUGAUAUUCAUGGCUUAGUGGCACCUAGAGGAUUGUCAGGAGAUUCAUUGAAGAAGUUACCGCACCAUAUGAUCACAAAGGAUAUGAAGGCAGAGAAUACUUGCUGUGCAAUAUGUUUGCAGGACAUUGAAGUAGGCGAAAUUGCAAGAAGCUUACCUCGCUGUCACCAUACAUUUCACUUGAUAUGUGUGGACAAAUGGCUUGUCAAGAAUGAUUCGUGUCCUGUCUGCAGACAGAAUGUGUAACUUGUUGCCUGGGCAUUUUGUGAUCAUCUUUACGGGCAAAUGUAUAUGUUGUAUUAAUUGUUUCAUUAUGUACAAACUAAGAUUACUAUCAAGUUCUGUACAGUUGACACUGGCAUUUUGUACUAUUCUAUAACGUAAUUAAACAACACUGUUUGGUAUGAAAGCCAAUGCCCAAGCCCCAAUAACGAAUCAUGUUUCGGGAGAGAAAAUGAAAA